CCCUCCGUCCACGGCUCCGUCCUCGGCGCGCCUCUGCCUCUUUCUCCCUCUUGGCCGGGCUGCUGCCUCGAAAGUGGAGCCUCUCAGCUUGGAGGCGGCGGGCGCUGCUGCUGCUGCUGCUGCCGCUCCGUCGGCGGCGGAGGGCAUGGCGGUGUCUUCCCCGCCGCCUCCCGCGGGCGGAGGCGCCUCCUCGUCCUCCUCGUCGUCGUCCUCCUCGUCGUCCUCGUCGUCCUGCUCCCAGGCCAGCCUGCCGCUCUGCUCCUCCUCCUCGGGCGCCCUGUUCCGCGCCGACCCGGCGGCGCUCUUCCCCGGGGCGGGCGCGGGGUCCGCGGGGGCGUCGGCGGAGUGCCGGAUGGUGGAGCUGCACGGGGUGCAGGUGGCCUCCUUCGUCUCGGCCGAGGGCCAGGAGCUCAUCUGCCUCCCGCAGGUCUUCGAGCUCUUCCUCAAGCACCUCGUCGGCGGGCUCCACACCGUCUACACCAAGCUCAAGCGCCUCGACAUCGCGCCCGUGGUCUGCAGCGUCGAGCAGGUGCGCGUCCUCCGCGGCCUCGGCGCCAUCCAGCCCGGCGUCAACCGCUGCAAGCUCAUCACCCGCAGGGACUUCGAGGUCCUCUACGGAGACUGCACCAACGCCAGUUCAAGACCGGGGAGACCUCCCAAGCGCUCUCUGGGGGUUGCGAUACAAGAGAACACGCGCCUCCUGCCCCACGGAGUGCCGGGCCUCUUAUCGCCAGGACUUAUCUCCCCAACAGAUAUAAGAACUUUGUUUUUCCCCGAUGAAAACCACAAAAAGUUUGCAGAGCUCAAGACUCUUCAAAUGCAAGGUCUAACAGCAGCUGCGAUGGCAGAAGCGAUGAAGUUACAGAAGAUGAAGCUCAUGGCCAUGAACAGUCUCCACGGAAGUGGGAGCCAGAACGGGACAGAGUCAGAGAAUGAAGAGCUAAAUUCAAAUGCAGGUGGAAGCGAAUCCUCCUGGGAUAAAGAGAAACUCCAGUCUCCUAUUACGACAGGAUCGCAUCACGGAGUUAGCCAUGCCGCGUUGUCGAGCCAGUCCAACUUGGGAAGCGCCCACCCUCUCAGCCCUUUGCAGCAAAGCCACCUCCUCACAAAUAGGAUAGACCUGCCAUUCAUGAUGGUGCCCCACCCGCUCCUUCCCGUUGGCCUACCGCCGGCUUCUGUGGCCAUGGCGAUGAAUCAAAUGAACCAUCUCAACACCAUCGCCAACAUGGCUGCUGCCGCUCAGAUGCACAGCCCUCUGUCGAGAGGAGGAGCCUCCGUCAUAAAGGAGAGGAUUCAAGACAGCCCUUCGCCCGUUCCAUCCGUGGAAGAGAGUCAGCGGCCUGGGAGCCACCCCUCUUCCCAUCAGAGCAGCAGCGUUUCCAGUUCCCCUUCCCAGCUUGACAACACACCAGACAGAAUUGGUAUAUUAUCAAAUAUUAGAGAAGGAGAACCUAUGCACCCAGAGGCUGGUCUCAAUCUCAAAAAACUCCCAAAGGAAAAAGAGGAAGUCCAAAUCGCCAUCCCGAUAAUGAAGCCAACUCUAGAAAAGGUCCAAUUGGCUGGGCAGACCUUGCCCCCUGGCUUCCCUGCGCCAUUUCUCUUUGCUGAUGGGCUGUCAUCCGUAGAAACUCUUUUAACCAAUAUACAGGGCUUGCUGAAAGUUGCUGUCGAUAAUGCCCGGGUUCAAGAAAAGCAGAUCCAGCAGGAGAAGAAGGAGCUGAAGAUGGAGCUGUGCAGGGAGAGAGAGCUGCGGGAGACUCUGGAGAGGCAACUCACCGCCGAACUGCAAAGCAGAGCAACAAUUCAAAAGCGCUUGAAGAAAGAGAAAAAAGCAAAGAGGAAAUUGCAAGAAGCUCUCGAGUUUGAAUCAAAGAGGAGAGAACAAGUGGAGCAGGCGCUUAAACAAGCAACGUCAGGAGAUGGUCUCCGGAUGCUGAAUGAUGCUGGGAUUCCAGACAUGGAAGUCGAACAUAAUGGAACCCAACAUGACAGUGCGGCGAUGCAAGAAAACAGAGCCUAUAUCAAACCGACCAUUAUGUUCUGAAAACAUCAAGCGGGAGUGGGAGGAGAUCGUGAUCACCUUUGGAAGACCCAACAACUCAAGGGAGGAAGCCCUGCUCAUCUUCGAUACCCUCCGUGCUGUGUGAAGAUUGGGAUUUGAAGCAAGGAGAUGGGGCAGUGCCGUGCAGUUUACUUAUCAUUGAUGCAUUGGAAAAUGAUGGAAAGCCACUUACCCACCUUCUGUCCCAAACCGACCCAGUUGCAGCGCAUCAUUGUAGGUCUUAGAGAAAUGGCAGGGGAGCAAGAAAGAAAGAGAGAGUUUUAGCAUUUUAAGCACAUAGUUGAACGAUUCCUCAAAAGAACUAACUCCCCAACCCCCACCCCAAAGCUGUAACAUAUGGCACAAUGAAUUUAAUACGUUCUCACUGGCUGUAUGUCCUACAAGUCCAGUUUUAUCACCGAAACAGUUCCAACACUGAGCUGUUUCAACUGUUUAUAUAAAUUUUAAGCUUUGUUUACUGAAGCUGAAACUCAAUAUAUAUUACGUUUUGAAGAGGAAAAAAAAGUAUGUACAUUUUUUAAUAUGAUAAUGAUGUAAAAAAAAAUGUCCUUCCUUAGACGACCAGUUGGAGAGUGUAAACUUAAAAGGGCCCCCCAAUAGCUCAAAAUAAUAAUGGAUGCUUUUUUUAAAAAACCAAACCCUCUGAGUUCUGCUUGGCUUUUGAUCUUUUAAGAAUGAAGCAGGGGAAGGAUGAAUAUAUGGUAGGAUGUUAUUAGAUAAUGGAAACUUUCAAGUAUAGUUUCUCUGUUGUACCAUAUUAAGUUAAAAGUACACUUUCUUUGUUAAAAUGUUCUUGCUAAAAACUACAGUAUUAAAAACAUUUUUUUGUUUGA
This is a messenger RNA of Anolis carolinensis (green anole), 2895 nucleotides long. RefSeq names its product dachshund family transcription factor 2 (gene dach2). Gene Ontology annotation, cellular component: nucleus; transcription regulator complex. The record is from RefSeq and is a predicted model, not a curated record. Gene Ontology annotation, molecular function: RNA polymerase II cis-regulatory region sequence-specific DNA binding; DNA-binding transcription factor activity, RNA polymerase II-specific. NCBI's taxonomy places the organism in Eukaryota, Metazoa, Chordata, Lepidosauria, Squamata, Anolidae. The transcript is spliced from 13 exons. Gene Ontology annotation, biological process: regulation of transcription by RNA polymerase II. Bases 146 to 2044 code for a protein of 632 amino acids.